Messenger RNA from Polyodon spathula (Mississippi paddlefish), 879 nucleotides. Its product is annotated as transmembrane protein 100-like. The transcript has a single exon. The coding region runs from base 473 to 862 and encodes 129 amino acids. The record is from RefSeq and is a predicted model, not a curated record. Gene Ontology annotation, biological process: cellular response to BMP stimulus. NCBI's taxonomy places the organism in Eukaryota, Metazoa, Chordata, Actinopteri, Acipenseriformes, Polyodontidae.
UAUUAUUGGUUUUAAACUCUUUCAUGGAGCAGAUCUCGGAUAGGAUGGAACAAUCCAACUGUUUGCAUCCAAGGGCUUGCAUGUCUCCAUAUAUCUGGAUUAUAUCUUGGUACUGUUGAACCAAUGAACACUGCAAACAAGAGCGGGGUUUCUAAUGCUUUACUCCCCUUCUUAAAUAAAAAAAAAAAAGAAUAUAUGAAAUAUAGUCUGGCAAAAACAGGGUUAACAGAAACAGCCUCCCUGCUGCCUUCCUCUUCCACCAGCAGUGACAUCACACUCCGGCAUGAGCCAAUCGGCCUGCAGGAGUGCCCCCCCCUCUCCGCUCCACUCCACUCCUUAUAUCCUCCACAGCCAAGAUCGACAGUGAAAAUGUGUUAUUAGCGGAGCACAGAAGCAGCUGCUCGGCUCUCUUCACUGUAGCUUUCUCUCACCGAAUAGUGACUGGAGACAGACAGCCGGGACUCUGCGCAAUAUGAUGGGAUGCAAGUCAGGACCCUUAGCCUGCCGACAGCAGCAGGUGCAGAUGGAGAGCUCCACUGCCAACCUGGAAGGAGUAGCCCUGGCCAAGCCUGAGCCCCUGUCCACCCUGGAGAGGCUGGCCCUGGCCACGGGAGGCACGGAGAAGUCCUGGUACCGCUGCAUCUUCCCCUUCGGCAUCAUCUCACUGGUCAUCGGGGUGUCCGGCGCGGCGGUCACCUUCUACUUCAACAACCUGCCCAUGGCCAAGGCGGUCUCGGUGGUCCUGCUGGUGGUGGGCUUCUGCCUGGUGGUCAUGGCCUUCGCCUGCUGGAGGGUGCACAAGAGGAAGAAGAAGAAAAGGAAAGAAGGGGGCUCCUUCAGCUCGGAGCAGUGCGCUCUGUGAAGGGGGGGGUUUUUCAG